Messenger RNA from Mollisia scopiformis, 868 nucleotides. RefSeq lists its product as uncharacterized. The coding region runs from base 128 to 562 and encodes 144 amino acids. NCBI's taxonomy places the organism in Eukaryota, Fungi, Ascomycota, Leotiomycetes, Helotiales, Mollisiaceae. The record is from RefSeq and is a predicted model, not a curated record. The transcript has 2 exons.
UGACCAGGGGGUGAGGAUGUGGGAUGGUCCUUGAAGGUAUGCAGCUUCAUACCCAGGUUCUGUUGUUGUUUUCCUCGGAGUGAGACGAAAGCCUGUGGCUGGGAGCCUCGGAAAAUGCAGAUGUUGAAUGUGGAAGUCACAACUCCCAGCGACUUAUUUUCUAGAAGUUACAUACCUUAAAGUUAAAGGCUUCUGUCCCUCAAACGAGUUUGAGUAUACAUUCCCAUCAACUGAUUACCCAUAUCUUCAAAUACUUCCUCGAUUGUCUUGGUUGCUUACUUUGAACAUGAGUUUUCAGCUCAUGAAUCGGUCCACUAUGGGUGGUAUUUCACUAUUCUUGUACUUUUGUAGCUGCAGCAUGGCCCUCUUUGGUCUUGGAGAUAGUCUUUUCGAGGAACCUGGUCUGAUUAUUCAUGAAUCUCGUCUUAUAUGCAGCCGCGGUAUCACUGUGCCAAAUGUCUGUAUGAUUUUCAGUAUACUGCUCUUUCUGAUUUUCAUAUUCACCAGCGCAUGGGAAGCAUGGGGAAAAGGGAAGGGAGAAAGAGACCACCCCGAGCUAUAGCCGAGGCUCGAGCUGGAAAAGUAGGCCAUCACGACAUUUUGUCACCGAAUCAAUGGAAAUUUUUGUUUUCAUGUAUAGUUUAUCUCUCAGAUGUCGGUUUUGCCAUAUCGUUCCUGACUUACUAUUGAGUCCUAAUUGAACCAUAGUCCAAUUUAGAGCACUGUCCCAUUUUCACGAGUGGUGCAUUCCAUCUUCGUUGUCCUGCUAAUCAUUUCACUAUGUUCUGAAUUUCUGAAUAAGUAAAUUCGCAACCUCGGAGAGAGAGGUAGUCAGAUCACGGACAGUAUUAUUAUCACUAAUCCGUUU